AUGGAUGCUGCUGUUAUAAGUUUCGGAAACAAGAGCAAUCCAGCAAUAACUCAAACAACCACAGCAACUAUUACCACAGCAACAAUAAAUAUGUUUUGCGGACCUUCAUGUGUAAACACGACAAUAUCAACAUCGUCACGCUUAGCAUUUUAUUCAUUUGAUAAUAGCACUUCUGAUGCAACGGGUUAUUAUUCAAUGAGUGGUAUUGCUUCUCCAAAUUAUGUUCGUGGAUGGAUUGGUUCAGCUAUUAAUUUUAGUUAUAACAAUACACAAUUCCUCUCAACAUCUCAUAUUCCACUUAAUUCACGUUCAUUUACAAUUGAUUUCUGGUUCUAUGCUACCGAUGUUAGUAGUACUUUAGAUUUUAGUUUUGGAGGUGAAAUGCAAUCUUCUUCAAACAGUAAAUGUCUAUUUAUGAAUAUUCGCAACAAAGUUCUUUAUUUUGGAUUUUAUUCUGCUGAUACAGCUGGAACCACUAAUAUUUCAAUCAAUCAAUGGUAUCAUGCGGCAUUUGUGUAUGAUAAUAGUACUAAACGACAAUCCAUAUAUUUGAAUGGAAUAUUAGAGAAAAGCUCAAUACUUAAUAAAGCUUUUUUAGCAAAUAAUGGAUCUUUUACAAUUGGUGGAGCAUAUAUUGGUGGUGGUACAACUCCAAUUGUAUACUAUUCAGGUUAUAUUGAUCAUUUUACAAUUAGUUCUCGAAUAAAAAGUCCAUGUGAGAUUUAUCUUGCUGCUACACUUGCUUGUUAUUUUCGGUUUGACUCAAUUUCAUUACUGAUUGAUUCGGGUCCAAACUUUUUAACAGCAACCAAUACGGGUGCAAUAACAACAGCAGUAGCAGGUCGAGUCAAUCAAGCAUUACAAUUUUCAUCUAUAUUAUCUUAUGUUACUAUUAAUGGAAUAAGUGUUUUAAGUUCUACUAACAAUGCUUUUACAAUAUCUAUGUGGAUUAAACCAACUAGUGUGACUGGAGGUGCAACUCUUAUUCAUGCAUCAACACAACCCGAUGGUAAAGGUGAUUGUCUAGCUAUGUGGGGUUUGACUUCGACUGGUCUUAUGACUGUUAAUAUUAUCGAUAUGUCGAAUAAUAUUGUUACGAUGACAACUUCUUCUGCACUACCACUCAAUACAUGGACACAUAUUGCUCAAGUAUUCAGUUCAAUAGGUGGAAACUUACUAUAUAUUAAUGGAACAUUUGUAGCAAGUGUAAGUACUGUAACACGUCGACCAGCUGGACCAUAUACGAUUCUUGGAGCAUCACCAGCCAAUACAAGCUAUUGCAAAGCAGGAUCAAUUUCAAUGGGUCAAUUUUCGGGUAGUAUCGAUGAAUAUUAUGUAUUUGAACGAGCAUUGACAUCAAUAGAUAUCUGUCGUUUAGCUAAUCCUUGA
Messenger RNA from Adineta steineri, 1389 nucleotides. NCBI's taxonomy places the organism in Eukaryota, Metazoa, Rotifera, Eurotatoria, Adinetida, Adinetidae. The record is from the annotation of a GenBank genome assembly.